AUGAGCUAUCCUCCUCAGCCUGAUUAUAGGAACCAAAUCCUCAAUAUGUACGGUGGUGGGACUGGGUUUGUAAGAUGCUGGACCAGUUUCGUUUGGGCACACAAGCUCAAUAGUGCCACAAGUGAAGAAAUCCAAUGCGUAUUCGAUGAAAUCGACCCCGACAAUACAUUACAUCUAAUUCAAGAUGUUUUCGGUAAUUAUGUAAUACAGAAGCUACUGGAACAUGGUACCCAGGCCCACAAGGACACUCUUGUUGGUGCCAUGGAAGGCCAUAUCAUCUAUCUAUCAUCCAAUGUCUAUGGCUGCCGCGUGGCUUUUGAAUGUGUAACUCCGGAGCAGCAAGUCAAGUUUGUUCAAGAACUCGAGCCCCAUAUUCUCAGAUGUGCCAAAGACUCGAACGGGAAUCACGUUAUUCAGAAGGUUAUCGAACGAGUUUCCCCUGACAGACUUGGUUUCAUUUCAACAUUCAUCGGCCACGCCCAUGGGCUUGCUUCUCAUCCAUUUGGCUGUCAUGUCUUGCAACAAUGUCUCCGUCACCUUCCUGAACCAUACACCCGGCCACUUCUCGAUGAACUUACAAGUCAUACCGCUAAUCUUAUGCAAGAUCAAUUUGGGUUGGCUUAUUGCGUUGGUUGUAGAACUAUAUCGUCCAGUUCAUUCUGGAAAACGGAUUGCCUUGCGACCGAUCGUCCAUUCUUACUCAGCUUCGGCGGGCGCGUGCUAGCAAUGGCUUGCCACAAGUUUGCCUCCAACGUCUGUGAGAAGGCGAUGAUCUUUGGUGACUCAGAUGGUCGCAAGGCGAUAAUCGAAGAACUGAUGGGACCGGCUUUGCGACCUGAUGGCCUGACACCAAUCGGGUUGCUCAUGAAGGAUCAAUACGGCAAUUAUGUUCUCCAGCGAGCGCUUGCAGUAGCGGAAGGCGAGCAGAAAGAGGCUCUCACCAAUGCUAUUCGUCCCCAACUGGCCACUAUGCGCAAACAUGCUGCUUACAGCAAACAUCUUGCCUCUAGUGCGAUUUUCUUCCACUUCUCAUCCUUCUGA
This is a messenger RNA of Mycena indigotica, 1041 nucleotides long. Its product is annotated as Pumilio like protein. The coding region runs from base 1 to 1041 and encodes 346 amino acids. Gene Ontology annotation, biological process: nuclear-transcribed mRNA catabolic process, deadenylation-dependent decay. Gene Ontology annotation, molecular function: mRNA 3'-UTR binding. The record is from RefSeq and is a predicted model, not a curated record. Lineage: Eukaryota; Fungi; Basidiomycota; Agaricomycetes; Agaricales; Mycenaceae. Gene Ontology annotation, cellular component: cytoplasm. The transcript is spliced from 7 exons.